This is a messenger RNA of Planococcus citri (citrus mealybug), 1629 nucleotides long. Its product is annotated as isocitrate dehydrogenase [NADP], mitochondrial-like. Gene Ontology annotation, molecular function: isocitrate dehydrogenase (NADP+) activity; NAD binding; magnesium ion binding. The transcript has 10 exons. Bases 129 to 1478 code for a protein of 449 amino acids. The record is from RefSeq and is a predicted model, not a curated record. Lineage: Eukaryota; Metazoa; Arthropoda; Insecta; Hemiptera; Pseudococcidae. Gene Ontology annotation, cellular component: mitochondrion. Gene Ontology annotation, biological process: NADP+ metabolic process; isocitrate metabolic process.
AUAAUGUUUGAAGAGAAAUUCUUAAAGUAAUGUUAAAUGUAUGAAUUUUAAUUGAACACUUUCAUUGUUUAAUCUAAACUGCGCGAGUGCAUUAGUAUUACUUACCGAUUAUUUGAAAAUUUCACACAAUGGCUUUUAAAAUUCUCCAAAAUCGAUUUAUUUCUUGCUGUGAUACUAGUUUAUCGAAUAUUUCUGUGUUAAGUUCGCCGGUCUUUCGUGGAAAUUCCAGAAAAUAUGGAACUGAUAUUGGUAAAAGAAUCGUUGUUCAGAACUCGGUUGUCGAUAUGGAUGGCGAUGAGAUGACUAGAAUUAUAUGGGCUAAAAUUAAAGACUCGUUGAUAUUUCCGUAUGUCAAAGUGAACGCUUUAUAUUAUGAUUUAGGAUUACCACAUAGAGAUUCGACAAAUGAUCAAGUUACUAUCGAUGCAGCAUUAGCUGUUAAAGAGCAUAACGUUGGUAUUAAAUGUGCUACGAUAACACCAGAUGAAGCUAGAGUUGAAGAAUUUAAAUUGAAAAAAAUGUGGCUAAGUCCAAACGGUACUAUUCGAAAUAUACUCGGAGGUACGGUGUUUAGAGAACCUAUAAUAUGUAAAACGAUUCCAAAAAUAGUACCUGGUUGGACAUCAGCUAUAGUCGUAGGUAGACAUGCUCAUGGAGAUCAAUAUAAAGCUACUGAUUAUGUUGUGAAGAAACCUGGUAAAGUAGAAUUAGUGUACACGAGUGAAACCGGCGAACAAGAACGAUUUACAGUGUUUGAUUUCAAAUCACCUGGUGUUACUUUAGCUAUGUAUAACACCGACGAAUCAAUUAUAGAUUUUGCACAUUCGAGUUUUCAAAUGGCAUUGCAAAAGAAAUGGCCUCUUUAUCUUUCUACUAAGAAUACCAUAUUGAAGAAAUACGACGGAAAAUUCAAGGAUAUUUUUCAAGAAAUCUACGAAAGGGAUUACAAAACUAAAUUUGAAGAGAAUAAAAUAUGGUAUGAACAUAGAUUAAUCGACGAUAUGGUAGCUCAAACUCUCAAGAGUAGUGGAGGCUUCAUUUGGGCUUGUAAAAAUUAUGAUGGGGAUGUUCAAUCUGAUAUUGUAGCUCAAGGAUACGGUUCCUUAGGCUUGAUGACCUCGGUAUUAGUAUGUCCUGAUGGUAAGACUAUUGAAUCAGAAGCUGCUCAUGGUACGGUUACUAGACACUACAGGCAAUAUCAAAAAGGCUUGCCAACAUCUACAAAUCCUAUUGCUUCCAUCUUUGCUUGGACUAGAGGAUUAAAACAUCGAGCUACUUUGGAUUCGAAUACCGAACUAGAUAGAUUUUCAGUAUUGUUAGAAGAAGCUUGCGUCGAUUGUGUCGAUUCAGGAAAAAUGACGAAAGACUUAGCUGCCUGUAUUCAUGGUUUAGCAAACGUGAAAGACACCAUGUACUUGAAUACGGACGAUUUUAUACUAGCUGUUAAGGACACUUUGGAUCAAAAAUUGAAAUCGUGAUAUACUCGAAUUAAUGUGUACAAGAAAUACCUACAUAUGUGUACUUACUAUGCUUUAUUCACAUACUUUUUUGUACAAAGUUCAUGUUCAUAAAUAUUUGUGUUUUCUAUUUUCAAUAAAAAAAUAAAAAACUAAAAGUAGUAAUACUUCA